AUGUCCUUCGAUCCAAAAGUCAUGGCGAUCUGCGCGGGCGCGCUGGGUUUUCUCUACAUUAUGGCGGUUGAGCCUUUGAAUCCGAAGACCAAGCGGCAGGAAGGCUACAAUCCAGAGCCCUAUGCGUUCCAAUGGAAGGCCAAGUUUGAUGAGUGGAUGGGCUGGAAGCCGCAGACGAAGCUCUGA
This is a messenger RNA of Durusdinium trenchii, 186 nucleotides long. The record is from the annotation of a GenBank genome assembly. Lineage: Eukaryota; Dinophyceae; Suessiales; Symbiodiniaceae.